AUAUAAAAGCAAGGUUUUCAGGUGAAGAAAGACAACACGUGUCCAAACUACCUCUAAUACUCUUGCAUAAUCUGAUUUAAUUUCAAGUCUGCCAUUUCUUUAUUUUCUGAUUUUUUUGCUAUUUCAUAUAUAUAUAGUUUAACGAUGGGUUGGCUUACAUAUGUUCUGUAACGGUUCGAUGGGGUUUUUCUUUUCAUAGUUUUGACGUGUGUAUAUAUAUGUAUCUUGUAAUGGUUUGAGUUGAUUUUAAGUGUCAAGAGUUCCAUCAUGAAUUUGAAGAUGAUGCUGAAAUUGAGGAUGAGGGUGACUAGAGCGCUAUUGUUAUGGUUAAUGAGCGGCAUCAUGGUUUCAAGACUUGGGUUGGUAGCAUCAACAAGAGUUCCAGCGAUGUUCAUCUUCGGAGAUUCAUUGGUUGAAGUUGGGAACAACAAUUACCUGAGCUCCAUCGCCAAAUCCAAUUAUUUCCCUUACGGGAUCGACUUUAACAGAGGCCCUACUGGCAGAUUUUGCAAUGGCAAAACUUUUGUCGAUAUACUUGCGGAGUUGCUAGGUCUGCCGUAUCCUCCAGCUUUUGCCGAUCCCAACACAGCCGGAGCUAGAUUACUUGGCGGCGUAAAUUAUGCAUCGGCAGCUGCAGGCAUCCUUGAUGAGACAGGCCAGCACUAUGGGCAAAGGUACAGUCUAAGGCAGCAGGUGGCGAACUUCGAAACGACAGUGUACCAGCUGAGAACAACGGUGGGGAUGGGCGGAGGGAACCUGAGCGAUUUCUUGGGGAAGUCCAUGGCAGUGCUGGUGUUUGGAAGCAACGACUACAUAAACAACUACCUGAUGCCAGCCAUCUACUCUUCAAGUUUUAAUUACAGCCCCCCGCAGUUCGCCAACCUUCUCCUCAAUAACUAUGCCCGCCAGUUAGUGGCACUCUACGGAUUGGGACUCCGGAAGUUCCUACUGGCAGGGAUUGGCCCGCUCGGGUGCAUCCCUAACCAGAGAGCCAGCGGCCAAUCACCUCCGGACAGGUGUGUCGACUACGUGAAUCAGAUGCUGGGCACCUUCAACGAAGGGCUUCACUCCCUUGUGGAUCAGCUCAACCGCCAGCCGGGAGCCAUGUAUGCCUUUGGCAACACCUACGCCGCUGUUGGUGACAUCCUCAAUAACCCUGCCACUUAUGGGUUUAAUGUUGUGGACAGAGGAUGCUGCGGAAUUGGGAGGAACCAAGGCCAAAUCACAUGUCUCCCGUUCGCCAUUCCUUGUACCAACAGAAAUGUUUUUGUGUUUUGGGAUGCCUUCCACCCAACCCAAUCUGUCAACAACAUUCUGGCCCGUAGGGCUUUUUCUGGGCCCCCGAGGGAUUGCUACCCUAUAAAUGUCCAACAAAUGACCCUCUUCUCUUGAUUAUUAUAUAUGUGUGUGUCUUAAUUAGUUCCCAAUUUCAACUAUAAUAAUAAUAAUAAUAAAAAGUCCUACAAAUAAUAAAUCUACAACAACUCACGUUUUACAUUUAGAGUGUACUAGAUAUAUAUGCUUUGCAUUCAAGGCCUACAAUGAGCGGAUUGCACUAACUUCAUAUCCCAACUUUAUUUGUUUUUAAAUUUUAUUAUGUGGGUGAAGGUUUUUUUAUUUCAAUUCUCAUUCUUGGUCUUGGAUACUUAAACAUAAUUAUCGCCUUGUAUACGAUACCAAAGUUUUCUUUUGUUGUGGAAAAAUAAACGCAAUUAGCAUUC
Linum trigynum is the source of this 1721-nucleotide messenger RNA. The record is from the annotation of a GenBank genome assembly. Lineage: Eukaryota; Viridiplantae; Streptophyta; Magnoliopsida; Malpighiales; Linaceae.